AUGGUGUGGCAGCUCGAUCGUGUGCCUACGGAAUUCAGUCACACGUUUGAGGAGUUACCGUGCAUCAGAGAAGCGGACGUCGAUAAUUAUGACUUGGCUGAACAGAAUGAGCCUGAGAUGUUCCCAACUUGGGACGAUAAUGUCGAUUUCGAACCGCCUCUACGGCCGACCGAGUCCAUCGACAUGGUAGAUCUUGUGGGGCCGAGGUCUUCACCCGUUGCAAAUAACCCUCCGGAAGCUAAUGGCGCUAGAUAUGCGGCGGAGCCUCACGAUUCCAGCAACGAUCACCCCCUUCCCGUUCAGUCUGAGGCGCCACUGCCGCCCACUGUAUUGGCACACUUUCUGUCUGUUUUGUUCACGACAACCGACCCCUUUCAAGCACUCUUGGAGUUAGGGCGCCAAGCCCCUUCCGCCUCUCGUGAUCUGAUUGACGCUCUCGAAUAUCAUGACGUCAGAGCUCCGUCAGAGGAUACUUUGAGCAGUUUAUCCAUUACUGAAGAGCUUGAUCAUGUUGCGUCCGCACUUGAGUCUGAAGGGCCAUUACCAAAUAUCCUUGGUACUGAAUCUAUUGGCGAAUCUCUAAUAAGAUACUCACCUGAAAAGUUACGAUAUCUUUACACUGGAAUUGGUGGAACGGAGGAUUCACGUCCUCAGUCUCGAAUUGAUGUCCUCAAGGAUGGCCCUAUCAAUUACGAUGUUCACUAUGAGUUUGACGUUGAUAGCAUUGUCUUGCUAAGCGAGCAUCUAGAUGUGUUCCAGCAGAGCAUUCUCUGGUAUCCUGCACAGGUCUCUCUUGGCCCGCUAACCACUGACCUGCACCUCAAGCCUGGUCGGGUGGAAUUCCACGAUAGCCAUGGCCGAUUUCAUCAACAUCGACAGAGGCAACCUUAUCCGACACCCAUUAGUCUAUUGAAGCGUGAGUUUUGGACCCUAUUUUGGGCUGCUUUUGAAGCUUCCUUCUCACCCGAGAACAUCGCCAGUGGGCGGAGACGGACGGGUCUCCUCCCUUUUGAUCCAGAAGUCGUCCUAUCACAGAUCGCCAAGAUUGAAGAAGAGGACCCAGAUACAGGCAGUGACACGGCAGACUCUAUAGCCCUGCAGAAGCCUACUGCCCGGGAACUACGGCGACUGGUUGACAAUGUAGUCGAUAAAUCAAGGGAUUCUGGCUCUGGUGCUCGAAAGCUAAAGAGUACGCUCGGAAGCCUUCAAGCGGAGGUUGAGCUGCUCAGAUCUGAGAACCAAGGACUCCGUGAAACAAUUAUUCAUGAGAAACAGCGCAGACAACGUGGUAAAGCUCUGAAAGAUUACCUCUUUGAUCGUACGGACCCUAACUCUGCCCAGGUAUUUAGCCCGGCAAAAAUCGCACAAGCACGUUUAAAGAAAGCCGUGAUAGAGGCCAAGAAGCAAGAGGAGGCUCUUCAGAGGGAAACGGAAAAGACUCAACGGCAACAGAAGGCGGCGGCGCAAAAAGCACAGGUCUUAGAGAGGCGGCGGCAACGAAAUGAAGAAAGGGAAUGA
Pochonia chlamydosporia 170 is the source of this 1518-nucleotide messenger RNA. RefSeq names its product DDE superfamily endonuclease, CENP-B-like protein. Lineage: Eukaryota; Fungi; Ascomycota; Sordariomycetes; Hypocreales; Clavicipitaceae. Bases 1 to 1518 code for a protein of 505 amino acids. The record is from RefSeq and is a predicted model, not a curated record. The transcript is spliced from 2 exons.